This is a messenger RNA of Salvia hispanica, 1042 nucleotides long. RefSeq names its product integral membrane family protein. The record is from RefSeq and is a predicted model, not a curated record. Gene Ontology annotation, cellular component: chloroplast. NCBI's taxonomy places the organism in Eukaryota, Viridiplantae, Streptophyta, Magnoliopsida, Lamiales, Lamiaceae.
CUGCAAAACCAAAAUUAGCGGUUAACUAUAUUCCCCAAAAACCAUGACUUCAACAAACUUCAUUCUUCAUCUCUAUCCAAAGCCCUCACCCCACUCUCUCCUCCACCGCCCUACUCAAUCCCCGAUCAAUACCCGCCGCAUCUCCCGCUCCCCACUCUCCGUCAAAUGCCAAGCCGUCGGAGAACAGCCGGAAUCAACCGCCGUCUAUCCAGGUGUCUACGGCCCCUGGAAAGUCGAAUCUUCCGAUGUCCAGGAAGUGGUUCUCUACAGAUCGGGGCUGGUCGCGGCUGCCUCCUCGUUCGUGGCUGCGUCGUCGGCGGCGUUCCUGCACAACACUGAUUCGGGAUUGUCUGAGUUGAUCGGGAGGAAUUUGGAUUUGUUCUACGGCGUAGGAGCUUGUGGAUUGGGGCUGUCGCUCUACUUGAUUCACAUAUACGUUACGGAGAUCAAGCGCACUCUGCAGGCGCUGUGGGCGGUCGGUGCCCUUGGUUCGUUAGCAGCUUACGCCGCCUUAGCUCAGCCGGCGGGGAAGAGUUUGGUGGAGUACGUCGUUGAGAAUCCUACGGCUGUGUGGUUUGUUGGUCCCCUGUUUGCGGCUCUGACUGGUCUCGUCUUCAAGGAAGGCCUUUGCUAUGGCAAAUUGGAAGCUGGUACAUUGACAUUUAUCAUUCCAUCUGUUCUACUUGGGCAUCUGACUGGUUUGAUGGAUGAAGGAACAAAACUCACUCUGUUGGGCGUGUGGAUGGCACUCUUUGUGGUUUUUGCGGGAAGAAAGUUCACCCAGCCUAUCAAGGUAGACGAUAUAGGAGAUAAAUCAGUCUUCAUUUUCAAUGCAUUGCCAGAAGAGGAGAAGGAAGCUCUGAUUAGAAGGCUCAAGGAGCAGGACAAUCAGCUGGAUCUCAAUUAGGUAGGCGACUAAUGUUGUCAAAAUAGGAAACUACACUCUGUAAACUAAUUUGAAAAACAUGUUAUCUGAAAUUACAAAUCCUGUUGAUAUAUGUUUUGCAUUUGCUUUAUAUCCAGAAUCCAGUGGUUUCAUGUC